Pieris macdunnoughi is the source of this 1578-nucleotide messenger RNA. The record is from the annotation of a GenBank genome assembly. Lineage: Eukaryota; Metazoa; Arthropoda; Insecta; Lepidoptera; Pieridae.
AUGGACGAUAUUUGUCGUCUUUGUUGUUCCACCAAAUUUGUAAACAACUACAUAUUUGACGAAGAAAAGGCGUUGUUUUCAAAAAUGUCCAUGUAUUUGCCAAUAAAGGUGGUCAAAAAUGAUCCUUUACCCAAGAAAAUUUGUGACAAAUGUAGCUGCAAAGUCAAUGAUUUCUAUCAGUUUUGUAAUGAAACAAUCGAAGUCGAAAACAGACUCAGGAAAAUGCUAUCCCUGCAGUUAGCAAUAACUGUACCAAAUCCUGUAAGAAAUACACUAAAUUUAGGCAUCAAAACUACUGAUUAUCUAAAAAAUGAACAAAGUACUCAGACAGAAGAAGAAUUUCAGAUAAAAGUAAAAAUUGAACAACUACAGUCACCCAUUGUUAUAAAACAGGAGUCGGAUUCAUAUGAUGACAGUUUUGAUCACACGAAUGGACACGAUGGACACGAAUCAGACAGCGAUGAUAAUCUCCUUAUAGAGAUUAAGAAAAAUAAAAAUCCAAAAGAAGAAAAUGAAAUAAAUGGCCAUGUGCAGUCUGCACAAAAGAAAAAACAUGCUAUGUUGCACGCAGAAUUCUUUGAUAUGAAUUUGAAAGACAGCAUUAAUUUAGAAAUAGUUAAAGAUGAAUCUGAUGACGGAUUUGAUAAUAUGGAUUUUGAUAAGGAAGUUUAUUACUGUUGUAUCUGUUUUGUUAAGUGCGAGACAAAAAGUGAUAUGAUUAAACAUUACAAGAGUCAUGUUGAUCAGACACAAGAUAUGAAACCUCCAGCAGCUCCGCCAUUCCCAGCUGAAGGUAGAUGUGAAAGAUGUCGGAAAGUAGUGCGAAAUCCGAAAGCAUGGCGUACACACUGGCAGCGUCACUGGAAACGGGAUAGACGACCUUAUAGAUGUACACUGUGUGAGAAGUCUUUUCAGGGUCAUCAGCAAAUAUUGAAACACGGUCUAAUACAUAAACCAGAAUUUGAAAACCCAAACCAACAACCCAGCAAGCCCGUUAAGAGAUUUGUUUGUGACCUCUGUCCCGAAGGAUUCGUUUAUAUGAGGUGUCUCCUAGCCCAUCGCAAUAGCACUCACCCCGAGGCAUCGUCUCGCGAGCUAGCUUUGCGCUGUGCACUUUGUAGUCGGUCCUUUACGCAUCUCAACUCAUUGAGGAGGCAUUUGAGAUCGCACUCGGGCGAUCGGAAUUACCUUUGCAAUGUCUGCGGGAAGUCGCUCACGUCUAGGGAACAUCUGAAGUUUCAUAUACGGAUUCAUACGGGAUACAAACCUAAUGUUUGCAAAACUUGUGGCAAAGGCUUCGUAAAGAAAUGCAACCUGACGUUACACGAGAGGGUGCACUCCGGUGAAAAACCCUACGUCUGCUCGCAUUGUGGAAAAGCAUUUUCACAGAGAUCCACACUCGUCAUACACGAAAGGUACCACAGCGGCGCUCGGCCGUACAAGUGUGAGGUUUGCGGGCGUGGCUUUGUGGCCAAAGGGCUGCUGUCGAUGCACUUGAAGACGUCGUGUGUUGACCUUCCAGCGCCAACUGGAAGAGAAAUGCAUUCCCCUAAAGUCGAAAGAGUUGAUCUUAGGUAA